Messenger RNA from Marmota monax (woodchuck), 13819 nucleotides. RefSeq names its product polycystin 1, transient receptor potential channel interacting (gene Pkd1). Gene Ontology annotation, biological process: kidney development. The coding region runs from base 16 to 12843 and encodes 4275 amino acids. The transcript is spliced from 46 exons. Gene Ontology annotation, molecular function: protein binding. The record is from RefSeq and is a predicted model, not a curated record. Lineage: Eukaryota; Metazoa; Chordata; Mammalia; Rodentia; Sciuridae. Gene Ontology annotation, cellular component: membrane.
CGCGCUGCGCUGACGAUGCUUCCCGGCGCGCCCGCCCGCCUGGCGCUGGCCCUGGGCCUGGGCCUGUGGCUCGGGGCGCUGGCGGGGGCCCCCGGGCGCGGCUGCGGGCCGUGCGCACCCCCCUGCUUUUGCGGCCCUGCUCCGGACACCGCCUGCCGCGUCAACUGCUCGGGCCGCGGGCUGCGGACGCUCGGGCCCGCGCUGCGCAUCCCCGUGGACGCCACCGCGCUCGACAUCUCCCACAACCUGCUCCAGGCAUUGGAUGUCGAGCUCCUGGUGAACUUCUCAGCACUGGUGGAGCUGGACAUAAGCAACAACAGGAUCUCUACGUUAGAAGAAGGAACAUUUGCUAAUUUAUUUAAUUUAACUGAAAUAAACCUGAGCGGGAACCCAUUUGAGUGUGACUGUGGUCUGGCGUGGCUGAGGCACUGGGUGGAGGAACAACAUGUUCACGUGGUCCAGCCUGAGGCAGCCACAUGUGCUGGGCCUGGCCCCCUGGCUGGCCAGCCCCUCCUCAGCAUGCCCCUGCUGGAUAGCAGCUGUGGUGAGGACUAUGUCGCCUGCCUCCCCGACAACAGCUCAGGCACUGUGGCAGUGGUGGCCUUCUCUGCUGCCCGCGAGGGCCCACUGGCACCUGAGUCCUGCAGUGCCUUCUGCUUCUCAGCCGGACACAGCCUUGCGGCCCUCUUGGAACAGGGCCAGUGCCUAUGUGGGGCAGCCCAGGCCCCCAACACCUCUGCAGCCUGCCAGUCCCUGUGCUCCAGUCCUCUGCCACUCCCCACCCCCAACUGCAGGGUCCCCACCCUCCUCCAACAUAUCUUCCCAGCUUCCCCAGGGGCCACCCUGGUGGUGCCCCAUGGACCCCUGGCCUCUGGCCAGCCAGCAGCCUUUCACAUUAUUGCCCCUCUGCCUAUUAGCUCCACAUGCUGGGACUUUGGUGACGGCUCCCCUAAGGUGGAUGUGGCUGGUGCCGCCACCACCCACCGCUACGUGUUACCUGGGUACUAUAACGUGACUGCUGUGCUGGCCUUGGGGUCUGGCUCGGCUCUGCUGAGUACAAAGGUACAAGUGGAGGUGGCCCCUGCUGCCCUGAAGCUCAUGUGCCCAUCCUCUGUGCUCAGUGAUGAGAGCCUUCAUUUUAGCAUCCGGAACCGUGGAGGCUCAGCCCUACAGGCCACCUAUAGCAUCCUGGCCCUGGGUGAGGAGCCCAGCCGAGUGGUGCACCCGCUCUGCCCCUCGGACACAGAGGUCUUCCCUGGCAAUGGGCACUGCUACCGCCUGGUGGCAGAGAAGAUGCCCUGGCUGCAGGCGCAGGAGCAGUGCCGGGCCUGGGCUGGGGCUGCCCUGGCUAUGGUGGACAGUCCUGCCAUUCAGCACUUCCUGGUCUCCCAGGUUACCAGGAGCCUGGAUGUGUGGAUUGGUUUCUCAGCUGUGGAGGGGGCAGAGGUUGGCCCGGCCUCUCAGGGUGAAGCCUUCAGCCUUGAGAGCUGCCAGAACUGGCUGCCUGGGGAGCCGCACCCAGCCACUGCCGAGCACUGUGUGCGCCUGGGACCUGCAGGACAGUGCAACACUGACCUGUGCUCAGCUCCACACAGCUACGUCUGUGAGCUGCGGCCUGGAGGCCCCGUGUGGGAUGCUGAGAACUUCCUCAUGGGAGUGCCUGGUGGGGGCCUGCAGGGACCUCUGAGUCUGCUGGCACAGCAGGAAGUCCUCUUAGCCCCCCAGCAGCCUGUGGAGGUCAUGGUGUUCCCUGGCCUGAGCCUGAGCCGUGAAGCCUUCCUCACUGGAGCUGAGUUUGAGACCCAGGAGCUCCGGAGGCCUGCCCAGCUGCGGCUGCAGGUGUACCGGCCCUCAGGAGCAGCAGGGCCCCUGGAAAAUAGCAGUGAGCCUGACAACAGGACUGAUCUGGUCCCCAAGUAUAUGCUGGAGGGACAUUGGUGCCCUGAAGCCAAUGUCUGCAUGCCUCUGGAUGCCUCCUGCCAUGAUUGGGCCUGUGCUAAUGGAUCCCUGUCAGGUCCCAGGCUUCCAAAGGCUACCUACACACUAUGGAGGGAGUUCUUCUUCUCCGUGCCUGCAGGUCCCCCCACACAGUACUCGGUCACUCUCUGCGACCAGGAUGUGCCUGUGCUCCCUGGUGACCUCAUUGGUUUACAGCAUGAUGCUGGCCCAGGUGCCUUCCUACACUGUCCCCCAGUGCCCAGACGCCCUGGCCUCGAGACCCUGUAUAUUUCCACCAAUGCCUCUGACUGGCUGGCCCACCUGCCUACUCAGCUGGAGGGUACUCGAGCUGGUCCUGCCUGUGUUUUGCAACUGUUCUCAGCCACAGAGCGGCUCACCCCACUGCUGGGCCUAAGGCCAAACCCUGGGUUACAACAUCCUGGGCACUAUGAGGUCUGGGCCACAGUGGGCAACAGUGUCUCUAGGCACAACUUGUCCUGCAGCUUUGACGUGAUCUCUCCUGUGACUGGGCUGCGGGUCAUCCACCCUGCCCCCCAUGAUGGCCACCUCUAUGUGCCAGCCAAUGGCUCGGUCUUGGUGCUUCAGCUGGACUCUGGUGCCAAUGCCACAGCUGUAGCUCGCUGGCCUGGGGGCAGCGUCAGUGCACCCUUUGAGGAUGCCUGCCCUGAUGUGGCCGAUACCCUUGAGCCCAGCUGUACCCGAGAGACCAAUGACACCCUGUUUUCAGUGCUGGUGCUGCCUGGGCUCAGUGCUGGGGAGCAUAUGCUGGAGCUUGUGGCUCAGAACGGUCCCAGCCGGGCCAACCUCAGCCUGAGGGUGACAGCGGAGGAGCCCAUCCGUGGCCUCCGAGCCAUGCCCAGCCCCGAGGCCCGUGUGCUGCAGGGCGUCCUAGUGCGAUACAGCCCUGUGGUGGAGGCUGGCUCAGAUGUGGUCUUCCGGUGGACCAUCGAUGAUAAGCAGUCCCUGACUUUCCACAACGUUGUCUUCAACGUCAUCUACCAGAGCGCCGCCAUCUUCAAGCUCUCACUAACAGCCUCCAACCACGUCAGCAAUGUCACUGUGAACUACAACGUCACAGUGGAGCGCAUGAACAGGAUGCGGGGCCUGCGGGUGUCUGCAGUGCCGACUGUGCUGCCCCCCAACACCACCCUGGUGCUGGUGGCGAGUGUGCUGGUGGACUCCGCUGUGGAGGUGGCCUUCCUGUGGACCUUUGGGGAUGGGGAGCAGAUUCUUGGUCAGUUCAAGCCUCCAUACGAUGAGUCCUUCCAGGUUCCAGACCCUACAGUGGCACAGGUGCUUGUGGAACACGGUGCCACGCACUCCUAUGCCAUCCCAGGGGAGUACAACCUGACAGUGCUCGUGUCCAACACCUUUGAGAACCUAACGCAGGUGGUACCUGUGAGCGUGCGUGACGCGCUGCCCACCACGGCCAUUGGCAUGAGCAGCAGCACCCUGGUGGCCGGCCAGCCUGGUACCUUCUACCCGCACCCUCUGCCCUCCCCUGGUGGUGUCCUGUAUGUGUGGGACUUUGGGGACGGCUCCCCUGUCCUGAUGCAGAGCCAGCCAGUGGUCAGCCACACUUACGUGGCAACAGGCACCUACCACAUCUGCCUGGAGGCCAACAACACGGUGAGCAGGGUGGUGGCGCAGGCAGAGGUCCACGUCUUCCAGGAGCUGCGCGGCCUGAGUGUGCACCUGAGCCCGGCUGUAGAGCAAGGCACCCCUGUGGUCGUCAGCGCCGCUGUGGAGAUGGGUGACAACAUCACGUGGACAUUUGACAUGGGGGAUGGCACAGUGUUGACAGGCCCUGAGGCCACGGUGCAGCAUGUGUAUCUGCAGGCACAGAACAUGACAGUGACCGUGGCAGCAGCCAGCCCUGUGGGUCACUUGAGCCAAAGCCUGCCUGUGCAGGUCUUUGUCUUAGAGGUGCUACGCAUAGAGCCCAUGGCCUGCCUCCCCACACAGCCCGAGGCCCAGCUGACAGCCCAUGUUACCGGGGACCCUGCUCGCUAUCUCUUUGACUGGACCUUUGGAGAUGGCUCUUCUAAUGUGACCAUCCAGGGGCGCCCGACGGUGACACACAACUUCACUCGUAGUGGCACAUUUCCCCUGGUGCUGGUCCUGUCGAGCCACGUGAAUAAGGCACAUUACUUCACCAGUGUCUGUGUGGAGCCUGAGGUGGACAAUGUCACCCUGCAGCCUGAGAGGCAGUUUGUGCAGCUUGGGGACGAAGCCCAGCUGGUAGCCUCUGCUUGGCCCCCAUUCCCCUACCGUUACACCUGGGACUUUGGCAUUGAAGACAAUGCCCAGGUCAGUAUUGGGGGCCCUGAGAUGACAUUCACCUACAGAGAUGUGGGCUCCUACUUGGUGACGGUCACUGUGUACAAUAAUGUCUCUGCUGCCAAUGACUCAGCUCUCGUGGAGGUACAGGAGCCUGUAGUGGUCACUGGCAUCAAAGUGAACAGCUCCCGUGUGUUAGAGCUGCAGCAGCCCUACCUGUUCUCCACCGUGGGCCACGGGCGCCCUGCCACCUCCCUGUGGGAGCUGGGGGAUGGCAGGCAGCUUGAGGGCCCCGAGGUCACCCAUAUCUAUAACAACACAGGUCACUUCACUGUCAGGGUGGCCAGCUGGAAUGAGGUGAGCCGUAGCGAGGCCCAGCUCAAUGUCACAGUAAAACGGCGCGUGCGGGGGCUCAGUGUCAAUGCCAGCCGCACAGUUGUGCCUCUGAACGGCAGCGUGAGCUUCAGCACCUUGCUGGAGUCAGGCAGCGAUGUGUGCUUUUCCUGGGUGCUCUGUGACCGCUGCACGCCCAUCCCCGGGGGCCCCACCAUCUCUUACACCUUCCGCUCGGUGGGCACCUUCAACAUCAUUGUCACAGCUGAGAAUGAGGUGGGCACUGCCCAAGACAGCAUCUUCAUCUAUGUCCUGCAGCUCAUCGAGGGGCUGCAGAUAGCAGGUGGAGGGGGCAGCUGCUGCUUCCCCACCAACCACACGCUGCAGCUGCAUGCCAUGGUCAGGGAUGGCACCAACAUCUCCUACAGCUGGGUCGCCCAGCGGGAUGGCAGCCCAGCCCUGACGGGCAGUGGUAAGAGCUUCUCACUCAUUGCACUCGAAGCCAGCACCUACCACAUCCAGCUGCGGGCUACCAACAUGCUGGGCAGUGCCUGGGCCAACCGCACUGUGGACUUUAUGGAGCCUGUGGGGUGGCUGGCUGUGGCCGCCUCCCCCAACCCAGCUGCUGUCAACACGAACGUCACCCUCAGUGCCAGGCUGACUGGUGGCAGCAACGUCAUUUACACAUGGACUCUAGAGGAAGAGCUGAGCUGGGAGACCUUGGAGCCGUCUGUCAUCCUUGCCUUUCCCAUAGCCGGCCUGCACCCGGUCAGGGUCACAGCUGGGAACCAGCUGGGCUUGGCCAAUGCCACCAUUGAGGUGAUUGUGCAGGUGCCUGUGAGUGGCCUCAGCAUCAGGGCUGGUGAACUGGGCAGCUUUGUGGCAGUCAGCUCCACUGUGUCCUUCUGGGGGCAGCUAGCCACAGGCACCAACGUAAGCUGGUGCUGGACUGUGCCAGGUGGCAGUGAGCAUAGCCCGCACGUUGCUGUGAGCUUCCCAGAUGCUGGUGCCUUCUCCAUCCGGCUGAAUGCCUCCAAUGCGGUCAGCUGGGCUGUGGCUGAGCACAGCCUCACAGUGCAGGAGCCUGUUGUGGGCCUGGCUCUGUGGGCCAGUAGCAAGGUGGUGCCACCUGGGCAGCUGGUCCACUUUCAGGUCCUGUUGUCCGCUGGUUCAGAUGUUACCUUCCACUUGCAGGUUAGUGGGGCCACCCCUGAGAUUCUCCCCAGGCCCCGUUUUUCCCACCGUUUCUCCCAGGCUGGAGACCACGUGGUGAGUGUGCAGGCUGAGAACCACGUGAGCCAGGCCCAGGCGCAGGUGCGCAUCUUGGUGCUGGAGGCUGUUGGUGGGCUGCAGGUGCCCAACUGCUGCGAGCCAGGCAUGGCCACGGGCACUGAGAAGAACUUCACAGCCCGGGUGCAGCGGGGCUCCCGAGUUGCCUACGCCUGGUACUUCUCCUUGCAGAAGGUUCAGGGUGACUCGCUGGUCAUUCUGUCAGGCCGUGAUGUCACCUAUACCCCUGUUGCAGCGGGGCUGCUGGAGAUCCAGGUGCGUGCUUUCAAUGAGCUGGGCGGCGUGAACAUGACACUCUCUGUGGAGGUGCAGGAUGUCAUCCAGCACGUGGAGCUGAGGAGUGGCCGCUGCUUUGCCAGCCGCUCAGCCCGAUUUGAGGCUGCCACAAGCCCGAGCCCCCGGCGAGUGGCCUACCACUGGGACUUUGGGGAUGGGGAUCCAGUGCAGGACACAGAGGAGCCCUGGGCUGACCAUUCCUACCUGCAGCCUGGGGACUACCGAGUACAGGUGAAUGCUUCCAACCUGGUGAGCUUCUUUGUGGCACAGGCCACGGUGACUGUCCAGGUUCUGGCCUGCAGGGAGCCCGAGGUGGAUGUGGCCCUGCCCCUGCAGGUGCUGAUGCGGCGCUCCCAACGGAACUACCUGGAGGCCCACGUUGACCUACGGGACUGUGUCACCUACCAGACUGAGUACCGAUGGGAGGUAUACCGCACCACCAGCUGCCAGCGGCUGGGGCGUGUGGCACAAGUGGCCCUGCCUGGUGUGGACAUGAGCCGGCCCCAGCUGGUGGUGCCACGGCUGGCACUUCCUGUGGGCCACUAUUGCUUCGUGUUUGUGGUGUCAUUUGGGGACACGCCGUUGGCACGGAGCAUUCAGGCCAAUGUGACUGUGGCUGCUGAACGCCUGGUGCCCAUCAUUGAAGGUGGCUCCUACCGUGUGUGGUCAGAUACGCAGGACCUCGUGCUGGAUGGGAGCAAGUCCUACGAUCCCAAUCUGGAGGAUGGUGACCAGACAUCACUAAACUUCCUCUGGGCCUGUGUGGCCUCAACUCAGAGUGAGGCCAGUGGGUGUCUGCUGAACCUUGGGCCCCGUGGGAGCAGCGUAGUAACCAUCCCUCGGGAGCGCCUGGUGGCCGGUGUGCAGUACACCUUCAGUCUCACAGUGUGGAAGGCGGGCCGGAAGGAGGAGGCUGCAAGCCAGACGGUAUCCAUCCGGAGCGGCCGGGUGCCCAUUGUGUCUCUGGAGUGCGUGUCCUGCAAGGCGCAGGCGGUGUACGAAGUGAGCCGCAGCUCCUACAUAUACCUGGAGGGCCGCUGCGAAAACUGUAGCAGCGGCUCCAAGCGAGGGCGCUGGGCCGCACGCACCUUCAGCAACAAGACGCUGGUGCUGGACGAGACGACCACGUCCACGGGCAGCUCUGGCAUGCGACUGGUAGUUCGGCGGGGCGUGCUGCGCGACGGUGAGGGCUACAUCUUCACGCUCAGCGUGCUGGGCAGCUCGGGCGAAGAAGAGGGCUGUGCCUCCAUCCGCCUCUCGCCCAACCGCCCGCCGCUUGGGGGCUCCUGCCGACUCUUCCCACUGGAGGCCGUGCGCGCGCUCACCACCAAGGUGCACUUCGAGUGCGCUGGCUGGCGCGAUGCGGAGGAUGCCGGUGCCCCACUGGUGUACGCCCUGCUACUGCGGCGCUGUCGCCAGGGCCACUGCGAGGAGUUCUGCGUCUAUAAGGGCAGCCUCUCAGCCUAUGCCGCUGUGUUGCCACCUGGCUUCCGGCCUCACUUUGAAGUCGACUUGGCUGUGGUAGUGCAGGAUCAGCUGGGCGCCGCAGUGGUUGCCCUCAACAGGUCUCUGGCCAUUGUCCUUCCAGAGCCCAAUAGCAGCUCUGUGGGCCUCACCCCCUGGCUGCACAGCCUGACCUCCAUUGUGCUACCUGGGCUACUGAGGCAAGCUGACCCCCAGCACGUCAUUGAGUACUCGCUGGCCCUCAUCACUGUGCUCAAUGAGUAUGAGCAGGCCCCAGACAUGGCAGCCGAACCCCACCAUGAACGGCAGCUGCGAGCCCAGGUGCGCAAGAACAUCACAGAGACCCUGGUGUCCCUUCGCGUUAACACUGUGGAUGACAUCCAGCAGAUCACUGCUGCGCUGGCCCAGUGCAUGGUGUCCAGCAGAGAGCUUGUGUGCCGCUCCUGUCUGAAGACAACGCUGCACAAGUUGGAGGGGAUGAUGCGCAUCCUGCAGGCAGAGACCACCGAGGGCACUGUGACCCCCACCACCAUCGCAGACAGCAUCCUCAACAUCACAGGUGACCUCAUCCACCUGGCCAGCUCAGAGGCACAGGGCCUCCAGCCCUCAGAGCUGGGGGCUGAGCCACCCUCACUGAUGGUGGCGUCCAAGGCCUACAACCUCUCCUCGGCUCUCAUGCGCAUCCUCAUGCGUUCCCGCGUGCUCAACGAGGAGCCACUGACCCUGGUGGGCGAGGAGAUUGUGGCCCAGGGCAAGCGCUCAGAUCCACUGAGCCUGCUGUGUUACGGCAACACCUCGGGUCCUGGCUGCCAUUUCUCCAUCCCGGAGGCCUUCAGCGGGGCCUUGUCCAACCUCAGUGACGUGGUGCAGCUCAUCUUCAUUGUAGACUCCAAUCCCUUCCCAUUUGGCUACAUCAGCAACUACACUGUCUCCACCAAGGUGGCCUCCAUGGCCUUCCAGACACAGACUGGUGCCCAAAUCCCCAUCGAACGGCUGGCCACAGAGCGUGCCAUCACAGUGAAGGUGCCUAACAACUCGGACCAGAGUCCCUGUGCCCCUGCAGGCUCUGCCAUCGUCCAGCCCCAAACCUCAAUCAGUGUUGUGGUUACCCCAGACAGCAGCAGCCCUGAGGCGGGGCUGCACCUGCAGGUCACCUACGUGGUACUCAGCGAGCGCCACUUGUCUGAGGAGCCCGAGCCCUACCUGGCAGUCUACCUGCACUCGGCGCCUCAACCCAAUGAACACAACUGCUCAGCCAGGAGGAGGGUCAGCCUGGAGGUGCUCCGGGGUGCUGACCACAGGCCCUACACCUUCUUCAUCGCCCCGGGCAGGACCCGAGACCCAGGCGGGAGUUACUACCUGAACCUAACCAACCACUUCCACUGGUCAGCGCUGGAGGUGUCCGUGGGCCUGUACACCUCCCUGUGCCAGUACUUCAGUGAGGAGGAGAUGAUGUGGAGGACCGAGGGGCUCGUGCCCCUGGAGGAAACCUCACCCCACCAGGCUGUCUGCCUCACCCGCCACCUGACUGCCUUUGGCGCCAGCCUCUCUGUGCCCCCCAGUCGUGUCCAGUUCACUUUUCCUGAGCCAGCCAGUGGCGUGAACUCCAUUGUUCUGCUGACCUGCACUGUGUGCUUGCUGACCUACGUGGUCAUGGCUGUGAUCCUGCGCAAGCUGGACCAGCUGGAUGUUGGCCGGGCCCGCAUCAUCCCUUUCUGUGGGAGGGGAGGCCACUUCAAGUAUGAAAUCCUGGUCAAGACCGGCUGGGGCCGAGGCGCAGGUACCACAGCCCAUGUGGGCAUCAUGCUGUAUGGGGCAGAUAGUCGGAGUGGCCACCGGCACCUGGAUGGGGACAGAGCCUUCCACCGCAACAGCCUGGACAUCUUCCAGAUCGCCACCCCGCACAGCUUGGGCGACGUGUGGAAAAUCAGAGUGUGGCACGACAACAAAGGGCUCAGCCCCGCCUGGUUCCUGCAGCACAUCAUUGUCAGGGACCUGCAGAAUGGCCGCAGCACCUUCUUCCUGGUCAACGACUGGCUGUCUGUGGAGACGGAGUCCAACGGGGGCCUGGUGGAGAAGGAAGUGCUGGCUGCAGGUGAGGCGGCCCUGUGGCGGUUCCAGCGCCUGCUUGUAGCCGAGCUGCAGCGGGGUUUCUUUGACAAGCACAUCUGGCUUUCCAUGUGGGACCGGCCACCUCGGAGCCGCUUCACUCGUGUCCAGAGGGCCACCUGCUGUGUCCUUCUCUUCUGCCUUUUCCUGGGUGCUAAUGCUGUGUGGUAUGGGGUCGUGGGAGACGCCACCUACAGUGUGGGGCCUAUGUCCAGUCUGAUCCCACCCAGUGCUGACACAAUUGCUAUUGGCUUGGUGUCCAGCGUUGUCGUCUACCCUGUCUACCUGGCCAUUCUGUUCCUCUUCCGGAUGACCCGGAGCAAGGUGGCUGGGGGCCUGAGCCCCACCCCCACAGGACCUCAGGCUCUGGAUGUGGACAGCUGCCUGGACUCCUCUGUGCUGGACAGCUCUUUUCUCACCUUUGCAGGCCUCCGUGCUGAGGCCUUGGCUGGGCAAAUGAAGGGCGACUUGUUUUUGGAUGAUUCUAAAAGCCUAGUGUGCUGGCCGUCCAGCGAAGGCACACUCAGUUGGCCAGACCUGCUCAGUGACCCAUCCAUCAUGGGCAGCACCCUGCAGCGCCUGGCUCGGGGCCAACUGGGCCAUGGACUGGGCCCAGAGGAGGAUGGCCUCUCUCUGGUCAGCCACUCCUCACCUUCCAAAUACUUCUCAGCCUCAGAUGAAGACCUGAUCCGCCGGGUCCUGGCUGAAGGGGCCAGCAGCCUGGCUCCUGCCCAAGAUGCCCAUGUAGAAUCAGACCUGCUCACUGGCCUGCCCAGUGCUCCAGGGGAGAAGACGGAAGUACUGACACUACAGAGGCUGGGAAAGAAGCAGCCACCCAGCCCGGGCCUGACUGGGCAACAGCCCCCAUUGGCAGGGCUCUCCAGGACAGGACUAGCGGAGGGUCUGCGGAAGCACCUGCUGCCUACAUGGUGUGCCUCCCUGGCCCACGGGCUCAGCCUGCUCUUGGUGGCUGUGGCUGUGGGGGUCUCAGGGUGGGUCGGUGCCAGCUUCCCCCCAAAUGUGAGCGUCAUGUGGCUCCUCUCGAGCAGCUCCAGCUUCCUGGCCUCCUUCCUCGGCUGGGAGCCACUUAAGGUCCUGUUGGAAGCCCUCUACUUCUCACUGGUGGCCAAGCGGCUGCACCCAGAUGAAGACGACACCUUGGUGGAGAGUCCAGCUGUGACCCCUGUGAGCGAGCGAGUGCCCCGGGUGCGCCCCCCCCAUGGCUUUGCACUCUUCCUGGCGAAGGAGGAAGCCCGCAAGGUCAAGAGGCUGCAUGGCAUGCUGAGGAGCCUCUUGGUGUACAUGCUUUUCCUGCUGGUGACGCUGCUGGCCAAUUAUGGAGACGUCUCGUGCCACGGCCAUGCCUACCGUCUGCAGAAUGCCAUCAAGCAGGAGCUGGAUAGCCGGGCUUUCUUGGCCAUCACUCGGUCUGAUGAGUUCUGGCCGUGGAUGUCCCAUGUGCUGCUGCCCUACGUCCACGGGAACCAGUCCAGCCCCGAGCUGGGGCCCCCGCGGUUGCGGCAAGUGCGGUUGCAAGAAGCCGCAGGAGGCUUCAGCACCAGUGACCAUGGCAUUGGCUGGCAGAGUGGAGCCCACAACGACUCUGAGUCCUGGACCUACUCUGCUCCUGACAUGCUGGGUGCCUGGUACUGGGGAUACUGUGCCGUGUACGACAGCGGCGGCUACGUGCAGGAGCUGGGCCUGAGUCUUGAGGAGAGCCGUGCGAGGCUGGGCUUCCUGCAGCUGCACAACUGGCUGGACAGCAGGAGCCGUGCAGUGUUCGUGGAGCUGACGCGCUACAGCCCAGCUGUGGGGCUGCAUGCCGCCGUCACGCUGCGCCUCGAGUUCCCCACCGCUGGCCGCGCCCUGGCGGCCCUCAGCAUCCGCCCAUUUGCACUGCGGCGCCUCAGUUCCGGACUGUCACUGCCUCUGCUCACCUCGGUGUGCCUGCUGCUGUUCGCAAUGUACUUCUCAGUAGCGGAGGUGCGCACCUGGCGCAGACAGGGCUGUCUUCGUCUAGUGCGGCCUGGGGCCUGGGCACGGUGGCUGCUGGUGGCGCUGACCGCAUCCACGGCGCUGGUGCGCCUGGCCCAGCUGGGUGCCGCUGACCGCCAGUGGGCCCGCUUUGUGAGCGGUCGCCCGCGCCACUUCACAAGCUUCGACCAAGUCGCACAGCUGAGUGCCGUUGCCAGAGGCCUGGCCGCCUCGCUGCUCUUCCUGCUCUUGGUCAAGGCCGCGCAGCAGCUACGGUUCGUUCGACAGUGGUCAGUUUUUGGUAAGACGCUCUGCCGCGCCCUGCCGGAGCUUGCAGGAGCCACCUUAGGACUGGUUGUGCUCGGUGUGGCCUAUGCCCAGCUGGCUGUUCUGCUGGUCUCCUGCAUGGACUCCCUCCUGAACGCGGCCCGGACACUCCUAGUGCUGUGCCCAGGGUCCCGGGGCCCCAUCCUGUGUCCCGCUGAUUCUUGGACCCUGUCCCCGUUGCUGUGUGUGGGGCUCUGGGGUCUGCGGCUGUGGGGCGCCCUGAGGCUGGGCGCGGUCCUCCUGCACUGGCGCUAUCAUGCCCUGCGGGGAGAGCUGUACCGCCCAGCCUGGGAGCCUCAGGACUACGAGAUGGUGGAGCUGUUUCUGCGCAGGCUGCGCCUCUGGAUGGGCUUCAGUAAGGUCAAAGAGUUCCGCCACAAGGUUCGCUUUGAAGGAAUGGAACCACUGCCCUCCCGCUCAUCCCGGGGCUCCAAGUCCUCCCCAGGCGCACCCCCACCCAGCGCUGGCUCCAGUGCCUCACACCCCUCCACUGCCUCCAGCCAGCAGGACGGGCUGAGUGUGGGCCUGGGCCACCCGGGGCCACGGGGGGAGUCUGAGCCAGAGCCCUCCCGCCUCCUUGCUGUGUUUGAGGCCCUGCUGACCCAGUUUGACCGCCUCAACCAGGCCACGGAGGACGUCUACCAGCUGGAGCAGCAGCUGCAGAGCCUGCGAGGCCACAAGAGCAGCAGGACUCCCACCUCACCAUCCCCCAGCACCAGGCCACUCCUGCCCAGCCACCCUGCUCAGCCAGGUCGGGGUAUGGACCUGGCCGUAGGACGCAGCAGGCCAUGCCUGUGGGCUAAAAACAAGGUCCACCCUAGCAGUCCUUAGCCCCAGGGAAUCUGGGCCAUGCCCCUUCUUUUGGGCAGGGCCUGUGGCUUUGCUCUGGCCCCUUGGAGCCAGGGUGGACACCGCUCAGUAUUAUCUUCUGCCACCCUCAGGGUUUCGGGUCGGGCAGAACAGCUACACGCAGGUUUCCCAGGGAGCAGGCGGGUGGGUCUGCCUGUCUCUGGGCUUCAGCACUUUAAAGAGGCUGUGACCAGCCAGGACCCAGGGCCCCUCCCCAGCUCCCUGCAGGAACAGCAGCAUUGGACCAGCGAGAACCUGGCUCUGAGUCGCUAACUUAUUUCCCCCAGUCCUCAGGUACAGCGGGCUGUGCCCGGCCCACCCCUGGGCAGCCAUAUCCCCCUCGCUAAGGAUCCAGGCUUUCAGGAGAGUUGAGCUGCACCUCCUGUGGUCCGCCCCUAAGUUAUUACCUCUCCUUUCCGCCCCCGCAGCGCACUCGCCUCCAGUGCCCCGCCCCCCGUCAUGUGUCUACCAUUAGUAAUUUAUACAGGGUUAAAAUGUGUGUGUUUUUCUAUGUCACUAUUUUUCACUAGGGCUGAUGGACCUGGUGGUUGAAGCUAGGCCCUGUGGCUGGGUCAGAGUCUGGGGCACAGCUGCCCCGGACCACCGCACCCUUUGUUUCACUCCCCUGCCUAGGGCCUGGUGAUGACAAGGCAGCACCCAGCCUGCCGGUGUCCGGUCUAGGCAAGGGCAGGAGUGAAGGGUGACAGGCAGGCAGGGGAAAGGACCCUCCUGGGGCUGGCUCCCAGGACUGGGGAGGUGAGCGUGUGACAGUGUGAGUGUGUGAGGUGGAGGUCUGGGUGUGAGUACCAGGGCUCCACUGAUGUGGGAGGGGCUGUCCCCAAGAGACCCAGGAUCUGAGCAUGCUCACUUCUGGGGCCACAGCUGCAGGUAUAGCCUCAAUCCUGCCCCCAACCCCACAAAACGGACAAAGUCAAAUAAAGGAGCUGUCUGACUGCUA